This is a messenger RNA of Uloborus diversus, 1637 nucleotides long. RefSeq names its product twinkle mtDNA helicase-like (gene mtDNA-helicase). The record is from RefSeq and is a predicted model, not a curated record. Lineage: Eukaryota; Metazoa; Arthropoda; Arachnida; Araneae; Uloboridae. Gene Ontology annotation, biological process: mitochondrial DNA replication. The coding region runs from base 1 to 1620 and encodes 539 amino acids. Gene Ontology annotation, molecular function: 5'-3' DNA helicase activity; ATP binding; single-stranded DNA binding. Gene Ontology annotation, cellular component: mitochondrion. The transcript has 13 exons.
AUGUCGUGGAAUCAACUAGUUAAUAUAGCAAGUGGUUUUCCAUUCUCAUGGACUGCAUUUGUUUCUAAUGCUACAUUUUUCUGCCAUUCUAGAAUGGCAUCUAUACCAUUUGAAAACAAAAUUGCUUGUAAAAGUAAGCCUGGUUCAGUUCAAGACAAACAAAUAUCAUUGAAAUUGCUUUUUACUCUGGAAGAAGGGUUUUUACUUGAUGACUUAGAUGAGUGUGAUUUACAGUCUAUAUUUUUGAGAUUUGGUCUUAAGGGUCUUGGUGUUCAGUUUUUUCGCAAAUAUAAUGUAAAGCUCUCGGCUGAUAAGAAUUCUUUAUUGUUUCCAUUUGAUGAUCUUAGUAAGGAAUUUGCUGCCCUUCAGACUUAUGUUUGGGCCAAUGACUUAAUUGAUGAAAAACUGAUUUCGUAUGCAACUGAAAAGCAGAAAGAAUCAUUACUGUUUGGGUGGUCUCUGAUUGGUCCAAAUCAAAGACAUCUUGUUGUAACUUCUCAUCCAUUGGAUGCUAUAGCUAUAAACCAAGAAACUGAUAUCUCUGCUUUAUCUUUGUCUUAUGAGUUUAAAAACUUUGUUCCAGAAGUUCUUUAUGCCUUGAAAAAAUUUGUUAAAGUCAUUUUCUGGUUGCAUCCAUCUUUACAUAGCUGUGAUAAUCAUAAAAUCAUCGGCCAUUAUCUGGGGAAAUCUGCAUAUUAUAUAAGGACAACCGACAGUCAUUGUGCAUUAAAGUGCCUUCAAAAUGGGUUGGAGUUAAGACAAAUUCUUGCGGAAGCUUGCCCUCUUUAUGAUGAAGGACUGGAAACUUAUGAUUCCUACACUAAUAUUGUAAAAGAAGAAUUGAAAGGUCAUGAGAAAAAUGCUGGUUUAAAAUGGAAGAGAUUUUCUGCCCUAAAUGAAUUGUUGAAAGGUCAUCGCAAAGGAGAGCUGACUAUUUUUUCGGGUCAAACAGGGACUGGUAAAACAACUUUUAUGAGUGAAUAUUCAUUAGAUUUAUGCAUGCAAGGGCUUCCAACUUUAUGGGCCAGUUUUGAAAUAACAAACACAAGACUUAUGAAAACUAUGCUGUUUCAACUUUCUCAGUGUGGAUUAGAUGAUCUCUUAAAAGCACAUGAUUUUUGGUCAAAGGAAUUUUGCAAGCUACGAAUGUUCUUUCUGAAGUUUGGUGGUUCUCGUUCUUUGAAAAAAAUAUUAAAGACUAUGGCUAAUGCUGUUCUUAUAUAUAACAUUCAACAUGUUGUCAUUGAUAAUCUUCAAUUCAUGAUGAAUAUGGAAGAGUAUGGAUCUUCAAUUGAUCAGUUUAGGAGACAAGACCAGAUAUUUUCAGCCUUUAGAGAAUUUGCAACAAAAUGGAAUUGCCAUGUUACUUUAGUGAUACAUCCUCGCAAAGAACCAGAAUAUUCAGAGUUGAAUACAAACUCAAUAGCUGGCACUGCUAAGGCAUCUCAAGAAGCUGACAACAUACUUAUUUUACAGACAACCAAAACUAGACAGUAUCUACAGGUUACGAAAAACCGAUUUGACGGCCACAAAGGAUGUAUUAUCCUAGACUUCAACAGAAGUAAUCAGACAUUUAGUGUAAAAAAAAUAAGUUCUAAAACUAAAGAAGAUAUACGGUAGUUUUUCUGUUCCAGAAG